This is a messenger RNA of Erpetoichthys calabaricus (reedfish), 2120 nucleotides long. It is a transcript of the gene pla1a, whose product is annotated as phospholipase A1 member A. Lineage: Eukaryota; Metazoa; Chordata; Cladistia; Polypteriformes; Polypteridae. Gene Ontology annotation, biological process: lipid metabolic process. Gene Ontology annotation, molecular function: lipase activity; carboxylic ester hydrolase activity. The record is from RefSeq and is a predicted model, not a curated record. The coding region runs from base 145 to 1491 and encodes 448 amino acids. The transcript is spliced from 11 exons.
CGCAGUGAUACUGACUGUGCGAUUUCUUUUUUUUAAUUGCGGGUCUGGCCAAACAGAGAAACAACAGACACAUAAAUGUUACAUUGUUUUUUCUUUCACUACUGUAGGUGACAAAAUCAGCAAAAAUAAAUCGCGCUCCUGAAUAUGGUUGCAGUUCGAAGAGAUAUACUACUUCUGUGGGGAUUUGUAAUUUGUUACCAUUUGUCAGAAGGUAAUGAUGGUCAGCUAUCCAGUUGCAGUGAAUUUCAGGCAGCUUCAAUUAAGGAGUACCUUAAAGGGGUCCCACUAUCCAUCCAGUAUCACUUGUUCACUCCAAACAACAGGAGCUGCUCCACAGCUUUCAGUGAAAAUGCAACAAGUGACUUGCUCGCUACUGUAUUCAAUGCUUCUUUGGACACAAAAGUCAUAAUCCAUGGCUACAGUUUGCAAGGUCAUACUCCUUUCUGGAUUAAGAAAAUGGUGACUGCAAUUCUGGAGAGAGCUGAUGUAAAUGUCUUGGUUGUGGACUGGCUUCCAGCAGCAUCUUUUUUAUAUGCAAAUGCAGUUCAGAACUCCCUUGAGCUUUCAUGGAGUAUUUCAAGUAUGAUCAGUAAGCUCAUUAAACUUGGAAGCACAGAGAAGUCCUUUCACUUAAUCGGAGUCAGCCUUGGAGCACACAUAGCUGGCUUUGUUGGUAGUUUGCAUAAAGGAAGAUUUGGGCGAAUAACCGGUUUGGAUCCAGCACAUCCUCGCUUUCAAAGUGUGAUCUUGUAUGACGGGCUCAACCCCAGUAAUGCUGUCUUUGUUGAUGCUCUUCAUUCAGAUACAGAUGGCUUUGGUAUAAAUUUACCAGUAGGACAUGUUGAUUACUACCUUAAUGGAGGGAAAGACCAGCCUGGCUGUUCUUUUUUCAGAAAUCCAAAAUGUGACCAUAUUAGGGCAGCCUAUAUCUUCAUUAGUGCCAUUACUAAGCCUUGUCUGCAAGCCUUCCCUUGUGGAAAUUAUGAAGACUUUAUGAAAGGAAACUGCAGGACUUGCAGGAACAGCUUGACUGACUUGUGUCCAAGGAUAGGUCUUCUUGAACCCAUAAGAAAUACAAGUCUUCUAGAACCAGAGAGAGCAAGUUAUUUUUUACGUACAACAGCGACUGAGCCAUUCUGUGCUCAUCAUAUACUUGUGGAAAUUCAUUAUGAAAAUCUGAAGCAGAAGAGUGAAAUUGAAGUGACGCUAAUAAGCGAUGGACUUUCCAAAUCUCAAGAGAAUAUUAAACUAAUGAAGGAGAUUCCUGUGCUUAAGAGAGUGAUGGCUCACACCACAAGGCUUUGUGAAAUCAUGUCCGUUGAAGUGAGGAUUUUAAGUUCCUGGUUCAGAAAUAUUAAAGAAGUCAAAAUCCAAAAGUUGUGUCUUUCACAACUCCCAAGUGAAAGAAAAGAAGAAACAUACUGCUUUGAAAAUAUAGAUCUCCAAGGGAAAACUCAGUGGUCUCAUGAAUUUAUUACUAUAUGUGAUUAGGAAUUAAAAUUGUAAUAAGUUACAAUAUUGAACGUUCGCUACUUUAUUUGCCCAUCAUGAAAAGAAGUUAAAGGCUUCAAGAAAUAAUAUCCUUUUCCUCUUUUUGGUAAAGCAAUUGUUAGUCUUAAUAUGGUAUGUGUUUACACACAUCUUUAAUUACAUAUCAUCUUUUGUUGUUAUACUCAUAUUUUUUUGUUUUGCAGUGCACUUGUAAAUGCUAGAUGUGUAUCUUACAGUAACACAAAGCGCUACUUCUGUAAUUUUUCUGAUUGUUUGGUGCUGUAGGCCUAAUAAGUAUUAAUGGUGGGAGCCUGGUCAGCAUCAGGAUGAAACCUAAGCAACUCUUGGAGCCAGUUGAUCAUCAUGAAGAUGGAGCCUAUGUAGCCCUGUUGAGAGUAAACGACUGUAACCAUCACAAAGUGAAUUGUGAAUUAUUUGGGUAGAAUCCAAUUAACAUUUCAGAGACAGACCUGUGCACCAUUCCACUGUACGGCCCAUAUAAUUUUACCAUGAUGGAACCCAUACAACAUUUUUGUUAUGAAGUUUGUAAGGUGCAGAAUACAAUUAUGUACAUUUUUUGUACUUUUAUCUUUAUUUUGAUUAUGUGAUUAUAUUUUAUUGUAAUUUUG